This is a messenger RNA of Protomyces lactucae-debilis, 870 nucleotides long. RefSeq lists its product as uncharacterized. The record is from RefSeq and is a predicted model, not a curated record. Bases 81 to 722 code for a protein of 213 amino acids. The transcript has a single exon. Lineage: Eukaryota; Fungi; Ascomycota; Taphrinomycetes; Taphrinales; Protomycetaceae.
CGAUUGUGAGUUUGCUUUCGUCGUCAUACUCCACGACACUCGACCACAACCGACUGCCAUCGUGCAAAUUUGAACCUCGCAUGAAGCUGCUCGCAUCGCUCUCGUUCUCACUCUUCUCGCUCUACUCUUUACACUGCGCAGCUUCUUCAGCCGCGGACGCAAACGUGCUCAAGCUGCGUAGCGAGACUACCACCAACAUGGACUUUUUCGCGGAUAACAAGCCGCCAUCGGGCAAACCGACCCUUUCAGAUAUCAUGGACAAGCGUUGUACGAUUAUCAAUGACUACAUGAUGGGAUCGCCUGAUGUGAUGCAACGCUUGCAGGAUGACACCAAGCAGACACUCAUUCUUGCGCCGCUCAAUGCAGCGAUUAUUGCGCUCCCACAGAAGCCUUGGAUUAGCAUGGAUAGUGCAUCCGGAAGUGGGAGCAAAGAAGCUUCGAGCGCACAGCGCAAUGAGGAGAAUGCAGAGGCCAACAUUGCUCGAUUCGUAAAACAGCACGUUGUUGCUCAGUAUCCUCUCACCGCUGGCGUCAGGGUCCCGACCAUGAAUGGCGGGUCAAUCUGGUUUGAGGAAGACAUGAAAACAUCAGUCAAGCGCGUCUAUCCUGGAGGACACAGAGUAGUGAGUGAGAAGCAAGCAGCAAACGGCGCCAUUUGGAUUGUGGACGGCAUUAUGCAGCCCGCGACAGAAGCGCCUGUUGAUAAGAAAGACGGCCUGUGAUGCAAUUCUCUUCGAGUUGAUUUAUAUGUAUCUGCUUGGUAUGUAGCGACUUUGUGCUUGGCUUCUGCGGCUGCUCUCUGUACUUUGAUCUCCUUGACUGCCGGCGCUGUGCGUCAUCGAGCCGCGCGAACAAUUGCGAAACAGCAUC